CUGGCUUGACUGGAGUCUCCAACUUCACAGUCUUCCUGUACUGUAAUCUGUUUGAAGGAAAUGAUGACACUGUAGAUAUGGAAGCAAGUGACCCAGGGGUUGAUCUCCAGUCCCUCUGCUCUGAUGCUGCUUGGUACUUAUCUGCUGCUGAAGCUGACUUCUUGUGGGUGACAGUAUGCAGUGAAUAUUUUGCUACAGAGUUCAACAGUACUGUGUGCUCUAACUCAUCUUUUUGGGUGGCAAGAGCUCAGAGUCAGGUCACAAUGCAGAAGGAAUUCUACUCUUUUAAUCAGACCAGCAUUGAUAACCUUUGUCAACAAAUGUCUUCUGGCCCCAAUGGAAGCUCUUUGAAAAGCACAAGUGAAAACUGUCUCAGCCAUCUGAAUACCAGAGUACUAAAUGUCCAGAACUUUAGUCGAUGUUUCUUGCCUAAUGCUUCAACACUGAUUGGAAAUCUCUGUGGCACUGAGACCACCUUUGUUCCUGUAGAAGGAAGCUGGGCAUUUGAAUUCUGCACCAAGAACUGGUACAAUUUUACUUCUUUGGGGCUGGGCACUUGUGAUAUUCGUUAUUGGACCCCUGCAUCAUUUGAAAAUGCUACCCUCUUGAAGCACUGCUGGAACAAUAAGGGUUUUAGAAACUAUAUAUGCCACAAUGAUACUAUCUAUUACCAUCUUGCUCCAAUUCACCCUUGGAUACUGGGGUACUGCGCAGAUCCAGAAACAAACUCUGGAGAUGAAAGAUGUUUCCUCCAAAAGAUAUUUGACUUGCUACCAAUACCAUAUGACUUUGAAUCAUCCCAGCUCUGUCAGAACCCAACUCCACAUCUCCUGGAGAUAUUGUACAAACUAAGCGAGUGCAAAGGGGAAGUGCAUGAACUUCAUAACUGGAUUGUAAAUGUUAAUUAUAUUCUUCGACUACUGGACUUCAUUGUGAGCCUGCCAUCAGGGUUUGAUACAGGGAAGAGGGAGGUGAGAGCACAACUGAGUGAGGCCAUAUUGCUCUCCAGUCUCCUAGACAACACCUCUUUCUAUGCAGCAUUGAGCUCUAAUGCCUCCUUGAGCGUUCUACAGGCAGUUGGAGACUUUCUGCGAAAUGAGCGCAACGUGUCCCUGAAAGAGGAUCUCCUCAGCUGCUUCAGCCCUGUCCUCUGGGACCUUAUUCAAAAAGAAGACAAUUCAUCCUCACUCAGAUUCCUCUUUCAGGAAUAUCUACAAAUGCCAAGGGAAAGCUUACGGUCUUUACUGAUGUCUGCUGAAAAUGAAGCAGUUAAACGAUUUCUGUCCCACAUGCAUCAAACAUGGAACCAGCUACAGGUGUCUCAGCAGGAUGAGCAGGCAAUGGAGAUGAUGACCUCAGCAUUGCUUCACAAGUUCCCUCGUGUCACCCCUGACCUCUUUGUUGACCUUUCACAGUUUAUCCCCUUCAUGUCAGUUUCUGACAUUAUGAGCUUUCCGUCACUCCUUUUGGUCAAUGAUAGUGUCCUGACAGCUAUCAGGGACCACAGCUCUGAAAUGAAACCACUACAGAAGAGAGCUUUUGUGAAGAGGCUGCUGCAGUCCAAUGUGCUGGGACAAGUUCCUUUGUGGCCUCCUUACUUCCUGCGAUCCCUUCAGCCACUGUUACCUCAUUUGCCACUCUGUCACUUUCAGCAGCUGACAGCAGAACAGCUCAUUCCCUUGGUGGAAACGCUGGGAAACAGCAGUUUGGACACAACAAGGGGACGCCAUGUGUUGCGUACCAUAUUUGGAAACAAGCAGAAUAUAACAGCUGAAAUUGCUCAGAGGCUUGGGAUCUUAUUGUGCUAUAUGAAUCCAGAGAACCUGCAAGCCCUCCUGAGAUUCCAGCCUUUUGUAAAGCGUCUGCUGUGGUGUGUGUCUGAGGGGCUCAUUAGCCCAACCAGUAGGCGGGCUCAUUCUCUGCUACAAGCUGUCAAGUCAGUCAAUGCCAGUGAACUGACUUCCUCUCAGUUGGCGUCACUGCGUGGGAUCCUACCUCAGCUAGGAAUCUCCUUCCUGAACCAUGUAUCCAUGACUCGCAUCACUGAUAUACUCGCCAAGCCUGGCCUCACAGACUUCUCUCCAGCACAGGCUUUCCUGAUAUUGAAAAAAAUCAUGCAAAGUAAAGAUAUCAGCAUACCACACCCUUGUCAACUGUGGCCCCUUCGGUUUGGAUUAGGCCCUGCUUUCAUGAAAAUUCUCCAACCUCCCUGGACUUCAGAUUCCUCUUGUCAGUGCUGGAAAUCACUGCUUCCUGAGCUUGGACUGGCACAAAGAGCAAUGCUAUUAGAAACACUUCAGAUCUUGAGGAACGGUUCAGAAAAACUAAGCCCUCACAUUGACUGCCUGCUGCCAUUUGUUCCUUUGAAGGAGCUAACAGAUGAUGGAGCUGAAAUCUUCAAAAAUAUUGCUAUUUAUAAAUUUCAGCCUUGGUCAACUCAUCAGGCUCAGUACCUUUUCAAGAAGAUUCUACAAACUAGCAAUAUAACCAAGGAAGUGUUUAUGAGUUUGGGAAGCAUUGCUAGAGGAGUCACCUGUAAUUGGGUACGGAACUGGGCCAAUCAUUCUGACUUUGGUGAACUGCUCAUCUUCAUAACACAAAUACCUUUGGGGAUCCAUCCUAGUCUGAAAAAAUGCGUAAUAGAGGAAAUUCAGAAGAGAUCUGAAAUGGAUUUGCAACUACUGCCACCACAGUUUUCCAUAGAUUUGCCUCUGCGGAUGAUAGAGACUCUACCCAAUUCCUCACUGGAAGCCAUCCUAGAUCACAUCUCGAGACACUUCAGUGACUUCCUGAGACUUCCUCAUUACAAGCAGAGUGUCUUAGUGGAGAGGGCCUCAUCUAUUCUGGGAGUUGUUCCAGAUCAGGAGAUUUCAGGAAUGCUUCUAGAUCUACUAGGACCACUUUUCCCUUUCCUGGACUCUUCGCGGGUGGAGCAGGUGCAACGUGAGGCCCUCUUGCUGCGACUUGAUGAGUUCAAAGGUUACUGCCUGCCACCAGAGGCCUUGCUAGAAUUGGGACAACUCCUGAAAGAGGCAGCAGUGCUGGGGGAGCCAUCAGGCUGGACUCAGAUGCAAAUGGAGCAUGCUGGGAGAUUGGUACUCUCACUGUCUCCUCAGGAGAUUUAUCAGCUGCCAAAGGAAGCAUCAAGCUUAGACAUUGUGGAGCAGAUACUGGAAAGCCAACGAGACUGGGAGACAAGUAAGGUGGGACAGAAUUGUGGAGCCAUUGAAAAGAUAACUGAAAAGAAGAAAAGUCUUACAGCCAGGUUUGUGACAGGAACAGCAGGCAAAGGGAAAAGAGAACCCAUACCAAGCUGCUCUGACUUGAAAGGCACCUUCCCGGCAGCCUGGACCACUGGUCAGUUUCUAGGAAUGUUAGAGCAGGAACUUUUGGACUGUUUGGAUAUGCUGGGACAGGAUCCAGAUCUGAGUGCUGAACAGCGCAAGGCCUUAUGGGACAGGCUGAAACAGUUUCAGAUGUACGUACCAUUGAGAUCAGUGAAGCCAGAACAGAUACUUCAGCUCGGGUGGAUUGUUACUCAACUAAGUGACAAAGAGCUGCAAGAGCUGAACCUUUCUCACUUGGAAAUUGUAGCAUAUAUGGGACAGUUUGAUCAGUGGACUCCAAAACAGAUGAGAGCGAUAGUUUUGAAUUACCUGAAGCGUAGUGGACAGUCAAUUGAAGACCUGGAGAUGUCAAAGCUCGUAUCAUAUGGUUUCCUUAUUUGUGGACUGUCUCCCACCGAAAUUAGUCGACUGGACCCUAAGGCCCUCAGCAAGUCAGCUCUGUUCCUUGGAGAACUGAAUUUGGGAUGCUCUGAGCUUCAGGCUGAGGCACUGACCACAAGAAUUAUGCUGUCAGAUGCCUUUGGACCAGUCAGUGAGUGGGGUCCAGAAAUUUUCACGGAAAUUGGCACUCUUGCAGCUGGAUUACCAGAUGUGGUGUUGUCCUCCUUAAUCAGAGAACAGUUUGAAGGUUUGACCCCAGCUGCUAUUGGUCUCAUGCCCGCAAGCAAGUUUGCAGUUGUGUUCAGCCCAGUCCACCUCUCCUGGAUGACUCCAGAGCAAGCGAGAGCAGUGACCCCACAUCAGUGGGCCGAGUUAAACAGUGAACAGAGCCAAGCUGUCACCAUGGCACAGUAUGAGGGCGAGCUCAUUCAAGAGCAGAGAGAUCUGAUCUGCUACACGUUUUUUUUCAAUCAUCGGCCAUGUCUCACUCCCGUAUUCUACUCCUCACACAGCUUUUGUAAACUUAUCUCUUCAACAUCCUUGAGAAGUCAGAAUGGGGGCCCACUCCUGUAAUUCUUCCAUGCACUUGUCACCUUCAUCAUCACUACUGCGCCCACACCUCUGCCUCUACUCAAACUGUCACAUAAGUGGCAGAACUUCCCUACUUUCUUCAGACAACUCCAUUGCCAGUUCUUAAAUUUACACUUACUACCGGAGCUGAGGUGGUUACUCAAGGGAAGAGCUCCACUAUGGCCCCA
Molecule: messenger RNA, 4486 nt
Organism: Polypterus senegalus (gray bichir)
Lineage: Eukaryota; Metazoa; Chordata; Cladistia; Polypteriformes; Polypteridae
Product: stereocilin
Exons: 27
Coding region: 78-4301 (1407 amino acids)
Biological process (GO): cell-matrix adhesion
Cellular component (GO): kinocilium; cell surface; stereocilium tip
Source: RefSeq, a predicted model, not a curated record